CGUCUGUCGUCUAGAAUAAUGCAAUGGUGGUGUUAUGAAUAAAGGGAUAUGGAAAUUGAACUUGUAAAUUGAGCAAGCAAAUUCGUCUUGUGUUUUUGCCUCGUGUGGAAAUAAUGAUGUUUUAUAAUAAAAAACUGUGCCUAAUCUCAAAUAGACUGCUGCUUUAAUGAUUAUCAAAAUAGAAUCAGAUGGCUAUCAAAAGUAUUUGUCCAUAUAAUGAGUAAACGGACUCGACAGAAGCAGUAACUGUUUAAUUUUAAGACCUGUAAAAAUAAAUAUAUCACCAUGUUGUAUGUAUUCCAUGUUGAUGCUGGUUUAAUGACCACAUAUGAUAUGAAUCUCACAUUACAAAGUGUUGCUAGUUUAAAAGCAGCCAUUGAAAGAAAGACUAAGAUACCAGCACAUUCCCUAGUACUUCUUGUAAGUGGUGGAGAAGUAUUGCAGUCUGAUCAUAUGGUUUCAUCAUACAGCGCGGGGACUGAUACCAAUCCAAUUUAUAUGUUUAGUAAACCUUCAGUAAAGGAGAGUCAUAUAAAACAAUCCAUGUGUGGAGAUCUCAGUCCUAUCGUCGAAUUGAGUACAGGGGAGUUUCGUAGCGACUCAAGUGCCUUUGAUGGAAAAUCAGUAGCUGAACUCAGAAAAUCGGUGGAGGUCUGUUGUUCCAUGCAGCCAAAUGUAAACACUGUGAUGUCAUGUGCGACGCUCGCUAAGCAGUUCAGUGACCUUGCUCACGAGGUAUCGAGGAGCUGUGAACAGCUGGUACAUGAGCAGCAUUUGCAGCAUCAGGGCUGGGCAGCUGUUGUAGCGAAUUUAGAAGAUAUAUUCAACGAAUUUUGCGAAAGGUCGCGAAGUUUCAAAGAGUCAUUCAAAAAACAUCGAAUUAAAAAGGAGGAGUAUCAUGAAAUGCUAAACACUUUAAAUGAAGUACUUGAAUCACUGGGCAAGAUUCCAAUACUAUCGGCGCUUCAAUUGCAUGCUGAAGCACAUCGUUUCUCUGCUUUCGAUGUUUUUGAGGAGACUGACUUUGAAGGUCAUCACUAUGGCAGCCAACAACGAUCGGACACUAGUUCUGAGAAUAGAACGGCGCAGGAUUUCGGUGUUGGAGUCUUUAAGCUAUCUGAUGAAGAUGUGUUCGAUCAAAAGAACGCAUCGGGAAGUAACGAUGAAGCACCCGCAGAGAGUCAUCAGAUAGAAGAAUCGGAUGAGGGAGUUACGUUCAAAGCGCCCUCUAUCGAGAGUAAAGAGGAACCCACGUUGUUGCACUGGAUAUUGGCACAGGGGAAUAAGGCCUCGCUGCAAGAUAUACUCGAUUACUGCCAGAAGGCCUUGGCUUUGAUCGAUGCAGAACCUCUAAAAGAGCGUGAAGCCCAAUUGUACCAAAUCCUAGAAUAUGCCAACAUGCACGGGUUGAAGCAAAUAAAAGGCAUCGAGGAUCGCCUGUACGGCCUCGAUCAGUUGUUGAACGAUGUUAAAAAGCUUGAAAAGGAUCAAAGAGAUCAGGCCACUUCUAUCAUACAAUGUCGCGAUCGCCUCAACUCAGCCUGCGAUCCAACAGUCCUGCCAACAUUAGUACAAUCACAUUGUUGCCAACUUGAAAAACUGUUAGUGGGUCAUCAGAAAAUCGUUGAUAUAAUCCGGAGGAUUGCUAAAUCCAAAGAGGAAUUGUCACAAGUUUUAAAAGCGCGAUUAGAGGCGGUGCUCCGCAUCGAGAACUCGAUGUCGGUGCAGGACGCGCACGCGAUGCUCUCGUUCCAGUGCCUGAACCGGCUGUCGCGCUACUUCGGCAUCGUGUGGCAGCUGCACCGCGCGCCGCGCGUGUUCGUGCGCGCCGUGCACGAGGUGGCGCGCCGCCGGACCUUCUCGCACGCGCACUUGCAGUGGGCGACAGAUCUAGCGGAGAAGCUGUUAAAAAUACACGAAGAAGAAGUCAGCAGACGUGAAGAGUUCAACACGCUGUUCGAAGGUCACUUCCUCAAGAGUCUGUUCCCCGGCAUGACGGACUUGCCGCCAACGUUUGCGACGCAAGCGCCACCUACGUUUGACUCCAAAUUGCCGAAACUCACUAAUGAGGAUGUUGAAUUUGUCUCGAGCGCUUUCCCAGAACUUGCGAAGGAUGUCCCCAAAUACGAUAUGGAUUCAACGGUGAAAUUCUUUCAACAAAGAUUAUCGACAUCUCAUCAUGGAGAUAAAGAUGUGAACGUUCAAGUAGAUCUUGACAGGGACUUCGAAUCGGACACGGAUUUCGAGAAGCUGGCGCGCCAGUCCGUCGCGCGCGCGGACGCGGCGAGCGCGUGCGCGCCGGACAUCGCGUGCGCGGCCACCGUGACCGAGGUACUGGCUAGUGAGGGGUUCGUCAACUCUGAGUUUUACAUCGACGAGUCGCUCGCCAGCAGCCUCGAGUGGGGCCGCGGACGGCAGGACAACAUGGACACGCAUAAAAUAAAUAUCGAAAAAUUGCAAGAUUUUUUAACAAAACUAUGUACUUUGUGUAAAGUAAAUAUCGUUUUAAUAAAAGAAGAGUUAACGAAACUAAAAAACGAUAUGGAUGAACAAAAACGGUUCAUGCAAGAAAAAUUUUUAGAAAUAACUAAAGCUUGGAGUCAGAGCAAUGAAGAAAUACGAAUAAGAUUUAGAGAAGAAAAACAGAGGUUAACGGUGGAUCACGAGUUAGAACUGAGUGACAUGAAAGCGACACUCAGUGAAAAAGAUGAGCUGAUAGAAACAUUAAAAAGAGAGAAGGAGGAGUUAAAAAAUCAGCACCAAAAGGAUAUAGAGAGGUUGGAAGCUGAACAUAAGAGUACAAAAGAUUUGCUGGAACAGACGCGCGGUGAAAUUAAAGUGUUCGAAAAUAAACUGGAAGAUGCCGAAGUUCAAAAGGCUAAAGAAAUAAAGGAAGUACAAGAAAAAAUGCAUCUCGAAUACAAAGCGGAAAUAGAAUCCAUGCGUUCAAGGUUCCGAUUAGUAGCCCUAACAAAUAACAUGGAUAGGUCACCAUCAGAAUCGAGUCUUGAGAAAAUAGAGCGCACAGAUGUAAUAGAGAUAAGUCAUCACAACGCAAUCGUGAUGCAGACCAAGGAAAAUGCGGAGGUGGAAAAGGAUCAAGCUAUUAAGGAUACCGUUGAGAAGUGUAAGGUGGAGUGGGAACAGAAGUUGAACGCUGAAAUAGCAUUGCUCAAAGCCAAGUAUGAGGCUGAGAAACAGGUAACAAUAAAUGAUGUGACCCGCCGCUUGCUAAUAGAGAAAGAUCGACAGUUAGAAUUGCUCCGCGAGCGCGAACAGGCGCUGACCCGCGAAUGCAGCAAGUACCGCGACACCAUACAACAGCUCACCGACCCAGAGACCAACGAUUAUGAUAGCCUGCUCAAAACACAGUUUGCGACCCUGGAAAACGAAAAAGCGCUAUUGCAACAACAAGUAGCUGAUCUCAAGAAAGAGUUGGAGAAGAGAGGAGAAGAAGGAGAGAAAAGUAGAGAGGAUGAUAGCGAUGGCAGAUCGUCACCAAAAAAAGAGGAAGGCAAGCGGAGUCGCACCCGCUGUCACACACCUGUAGGCUUGUCCGCUGGUGCGCUCAGCCUGUCAUCUUGUUUGCCUGGACACACUGUGCUCUUGCUGUGGGAUCCAGCUCAUCUUAAUUAUACCGUGCUACAGGAAGCGUCAAUUAUGUACUUCGUGCAUAGUGACUGUCUCGCGGCGUUAGAUCUCAGUAUACACGUCAAGAAUGAGAGCGAGAGGCGAUUAUAUGCUAUCGCCACCGUGGAAUCUAAAGAGUUUUGUUAUGCUAAAAAGAGUGGCAACCGCUACCAAAUGCCGCGCGGCUCGAAGUUCUACAGAGUGCGUGUGAAGCCUCUCAAGCCGCACCCACCACACCCCUCUUGCUGCGACCAUAGGCAUAAACAAGACGCACUGAAGGGCAGCGUGCUCAACGCGCUCGAAGCGCGCCCGCUCAAGAAGUGGCUGACCUAUAUGCAUGCAACAGACACCCAAAAGUCAGUAGACACAAGCCAAUCGACCAGCUCAGCGACAGACGAAGCAAGUCGCGUAGGCGAAGUGGCAACAGCCACACUCAUCAACCUUGAGUCGCCGGUGUCGUGCGAGAUCACGCCUGCACCACCCCAGUCGGAUCUGGACCAGCUGGACUCGAUUGAAUCUAGUGAGCAGUGGCAGAGCGCCAAGAUGCAAGUGUCGACUGCUAGUGCUUUAACGGAUAUGGAAUGCAGCGUGGGCCGAUGUCCAGGUCCUGAGCCCCUGGAACUAACAGUCAGCUCGGUAUCAGUAGUGGCUCGAGGUUCAGCUCCACCUGGCUCCGAACUUGCUGAGGAGGCCACCCCUUGACGACCGAACACUUUACACCUACGUCACUCCACACAGACUCACUAGAACGGCGGGUGAAAGAAGGACGAUACGCGUGAAUUGUUAACUCGGUGUAAAGUAGGUGGAUAAUGGACUCUGUUGCUUUACAUAGAAGAACGAAUUUGUUGUACCGUAUGAUACAGACUUAGUGUUUGAGAGAAUUUUGCUCCCGAACACUUUGCACCUACACAUACUAACGAGAGUGGUGUAUUGUAUUCACUUCACGUGUAAUUUGUUAGCAAGUCUACAUUUGAUGGAUAAUGGACUCUAUUUCAACUUGAGGAAGGACGAUUUUGUUGUGCCGUUUGAUACUCAGUGCUUGUGUGGAAUUUAAAAGGACAUGUAUGAGGUCGUGUUUAAAUAAAAACUUUAAAGUAUUAAGAUUUCGCAAUGUUUGGAUUGUAAGUUGUCGUUGAAGAGGUGGGUAGGGAUAACGAAUUUGAGUGAUUUUGGCGUGAGAAUUUGUUUAAAUUACUUAAAUGUUAUACAAUGUUAAAACGAACUCGUAUAGUAGUAUAUUACGGCGUACUGAAUGAUUGUAAAAUGUGACAAAGAUGCCAAAAGGGGGAGGAGGGAUGAGAUUGGGUGCAACUUUCAAAUUUCCUCCAAAAAUAUAUAAUUGAAAUAUUUUUCGAAAUAAUAAAAACAGCCAAUAACUUUAAUACCCACCUCAGCUACUAAUCUUAUUACUGUGCGUAUAAUAAAAUUAAAACGACGGUUACCUGGGAAAAUUAAACAAAAUGUUCUAACUUUUGUACUGUAUAGACUAUAGACACACAGUUCAGCGGUGUGUUGUGACAAAACUAGGUUUAAUUGUUGGGUCGUUGCCAAAUGGGAUCAGAGAAUGUGUUAUUGCACACACACACAUGUUUUGAAUCACGUUGGAAAGUAAAAACACAUUAGAUUGGGAUAUCCUGCAAUUUAAUUAUAUAUUUUUCUUAUAUGUAUUAUGUGACAUUCUAAAAACCGUUAGAUUAAAAUAACACUCGUGAGAUAAUUUUUUUAUGUCAUUACGGGUAACUGAGCUGGUAGCUUGUUUGAUGGUAAGCGAUCACCACCGCUUAUGAAGAUUCGCAGAGGUAGUGCCUAUGCGAAUGCGCUACCCGCUUUUAAGGUAAAAAGGAUAGGGAAAGGAUCGACGACUAGAAAGAAGGAAUGGACUGGGAAAGGUGAGGAAAAUGAAAGGGCCCUCCGGCUCCCACACUCACCGAAUGAAACACAGUAGUAUGCUACUUUCACGACGGUAUUCUGUGGGGGUGCGGUACUUCCCCGCUGCGCGCUGGCCCAAUUCGUGCCGAAGCGUGCUCUCGGCUACCACAUUAUGAGAUGGAAAAGUAUCGAAAAAUUAUCCGUAACAUUUGCUUGCAAUUUAUCGCAUUCUUUGUAAUCCAACGGUGUUUAUAAUUUCACAGUUAUGAACAUGUAUAUUUAUCGUCUCUUUGCAUUUUAUUACAGCUAUGAAAAAAAAAA
Zerene cesonia (dogface butterfly) is the source of this 5820-nucleotide messenger RNA. RefSeq names its product RB1-inducible coiled-coil protein 1 (gene Atg17). NCBI's taxonomy places the organism in Eukaryota, Metazoa, Arthropoda, Insecta, Lepidoptera, Pieridae. Bases 286 to 4332 code for a protein of 1348 amino acids. Gene Ontology annotation, biological process: autophagy of peroxisome; reticulophagy; autophagosome assembly. The transcript has 23 exons. Gene Ontology annotation, molecular function: protein kinase binding; molecular adaptor activity. Gene Ontology annotation, cellular component: Atg1/ULK1 kinase complex; phagophore assembly site membrane; extrinsic component of membrane. The record is from RefSeq and is a predicted model, not a curated record.